GCUGACUCUUCCGAGCUCUAGUUAUUAAACACAUUCGGAGGAUAGAGAGCAGAUCAGUUCUAGAUCUCUGUUCGAAUACUGGUUUAUCUUUUACACUAUGAAAACUGAGCGAUGAGGACACUCAUAAUCAACAUAGUUUUAAUUUUUGUACUGGGUUUCGAGCAGGUUUCCGGAGGUUAUCAAGGUUGUUAUAAAGAGGCGAAAUAUGACAGAGCGUUUCCCAUUUCCCCGGGAGACUAUGACCAAGCGUCGAUCUCAGUUAUCACGUGUGCGGCAGCUUGCGGAGAAAUCAUAGAGCCAUAUGCAGCUUUGUCUGGUGGCAAGUUCUGUUUCUGCGGAAGUAAUCAACCAGCUUUGGCUAACCUAGACAACGCUGCUUGUACAGAAUCUUGUUUGAACAACCCUGCUGAGAAAUGCGGAGACAGCGAGCACGUUAGUGUUCACGACUCGGCGCAACAUAUAACCAAAUUGUCUUUAUCAGUUGCUUCGAAAGUCGAUAGCGAUGUUUCAUUUUCUGUUGCUGCCGAACCUUCUUCGAUAGAUAUGGUUUAUUCAAUGAAUUAUGGUGAUAUUGGUGAUAACAUGCAGAGUGAAAAGAAUUUAACGGGCCUAUUCGAUCGGCAUUAUGUUCUUCCUGGAAACUUCACUGCCACUUUGUUUGGUGAAGGACGCGAUAAUUCAGCACCUGAAGUUCAAGCAGUAACAACUGUUUCUAUAGAAACGCCGGUGGUAAAUGUCACCCUUGACUGUCCUGACGUAGUGGCAACGCACGAAGAUUUUGACUGUCUGGCCAUUGUUCAAGACGGAACAUCACUGACUGUCACCGUUGACAUUGGCGAGGGUUGGCAGAGAACCUACCCCAUUGCAGAUGCAACUCGUUUUAUUGCUGGUCAAGACCUUGCUGCUUCGUCAACAGUACUCUCAGAACCCACUGCUCUAACCUAUUUCAAAUUGCUUUCUGAUUUCCAGUGGGAUGGUGUGUUGGUUGGCUGGGAGCUGAAAGGUUCCAUGGCAGGAAACAUAAAAUUAUUGGUUCUUAAGCCUCAAUGUCCCUCCACGUAUUGUUACACUACACGCCAAUGUGGGGCUUGCGUUGAAGGAAUGGCAGAGAUAUGUGACUCUAACAAAUAUUGCAUGGCGUCGAAUUUGUGUGACAAACAAACUACAUCCAGUAGACCAGCACCUCUUGCGACUCUGUCAUAUGAAGUGAUCUCUGCCAAAUCAGUUGCUAUUACAACUGGGUACAACUACAUCAAAGUGGAUGAAGUAGUAACGAUUAAAGCUGGCUACAUCAUCGGAUUCGAGAAAGAGUCAGGCGAAAUUGAUGCGACAACAUAUAACGAUACAGAUUAUUUCAUAGCAGGCACCACAAGUGAAGGGACGGCACAUACAGUUCAAGAUAUGACUAAAAGUGGCGGCAGCCAUUUAUUGAAAGGAAUUGCUUCUCGUACAUCAGUAUUGUCCAUAAACCAUAUUUAUACUGAAACCAAGGAUGUUGAGAUAGAAGUGAUAGUGACAGGUAAAGAAAAUAGUGAGAACGCUACCAAACUGCUGAUGGUACAAGAAGGAAUUGACAAAAUUAUUAUCGACUCAAGUGAAUUUAAAGCGACACAAGUUGAAGGAACAUUCAGUAUACUAUCGCAUAAAGGUAACAAUGUAACUUAUGAAUGGGAUUUUGACGAUGGCGUUUUAGUAAACACCACAGAUCAACAAAUCGUUCAUGUCUAUUCACAACCAGGGACUUACAACGUUACUGUAUCUGCAUGGAAUCUGCUGAGUAGUAAAAAAAAUUUCACGGUGGUUUUUGCUGAAGAAUCUAUCAAAGAUCUGAAAAUAGAAAAUAAACCCAUAGCGACAACAGAGGAUGCUAUUUUUCAAAUUAGUAAAUCUAAUGGUUCCCACUUUCAAUGUACACUCUCUUAUGGAGACAAUUCUGACACCAGCCUGAGCACGCCGGAUUUUGCACCUACGGCUUCUUCAACACACAGAUAUCAACAAAGAGGCACAUACGAUGUCACAAUAGCUUGUUCAAAUAACGUUUCACAAAAUUCAUUUACUGUUAAGCAAAUAGUCGUUGAUCCAAUUACAGAACUGAAACUUAUCGAAGAGGGAGUACUUAAAAGUGAGAGAAAAGCUAUCAAUUUUUCAAUUGCUACUGGAUCUGACGUUUCAUUUGAGUUAACUUUAGAUGGGGUAGACUAUCCAGUCACAUAUAACCCUAACACACUAACUGGUUCAACAGAUUUAAUUGACUGGCCAAACUAUGGGUUACAUUAUGUCAUUAUAUCUGCAACAAAUCCAGUUUCAAAUGUAACAGAAACGGUUGAGUUUGGAGUGGUAGAAGAAAUAACAGGAGCUAACUCUACGGUGGUCGGAGAAAAGAAAAGAAUAAAAGUCGGCGAUGAUGUGACAUAUAAAGUAACGAAGGAUACUGGAUCAGACGUGCAAACUGAAUGGAUUUUUGGUGACGGGCAAACGUUUAUUACUCCAUGGAAUGAUACAGAUCAGACAACUCAUACUUUCAACUUUGCAGGAAAUUACACUGUUGUCGUAAAUAUUUUUAACAAACAGAAAAAGGUAGUAUUUACACACAACGUAAUAGUUUUGGCUCCUAUCGAAAAUCUGACUUUACAAAGUAACAGUCCUGUCUUAUUUACACCACCUGCCAACGUCAAUUUCAAAUUUGUUUUGGCCAGUCUUCAAGUUCCUACUGAUGCCAGAGUAGACAUCAACUAUGGAGAUGGGAACGCGGACAAUCUUUUUUUUGAUCUGGACAGUGCAUAUUACCAUGCCUAUGAAGAUGUCGGCGUUUUUCAUGUAACGGCAACCGUAAGCAACGAGAUAAAUGCAGCGGAUCUCGAAACAGUAGUGGAUAUUAUCGAGCCGCUUGAAGAUCUUACCAUUAAAUCUAAUCCAACAUUUGCUGUAGUGAACGAACUUGUACAGAUUUCUAUAUUUUUGUAUCGAGGAGGCAACACAAAUGUCAGUAUCACAUGGGACAUGGGUGAUGGCACGAUCAGUGAGACACCAAGAAAGGGUAUUAGUCCUCACGAACCUGAUGUCUUUGACCACACCUAUACAUCUGUCGGCAAUUAUACAAUAAAGGUGUCAGUGAAAAGUAUUCUCGAAGUCAUCAACACUACUUACUUCAUGGUUUGCCAACAAGCUGUUGCUAGAGGCAGAGUCGACGACAUUCAUCCGCGAGUUUUUACAGGUUCUCAACUCUCUGUCAUGGUAAACAUGAAUUAUGAAGGUGGCAUUCCACCAGCUAAUUCGUAUGCGUGUUACUUUAACACUACGAGCGAAAAUGAAGAUACAAAGUGCUGCAUUGGUGACAACGAACAUGCUUUAAAGAGGCCCUUGCUAACAAAUGACCAAUUAUCAUUGCAAUACAAUGAAGCUGGAGUUUUCAUCGGAAAAUUAGUCACAUGUAAUAUGGUAUCAAGGGAAGAAUACACUUUUAAAGUUUCAAUUCUACGUGAAAUAACUACUAUGACAACUGGUAUUAUGUAUCAACCAAAAUUGCCACUCAAUUCUCCAGGCAUACCAGUAGUUUCAAAUAAUUUCCCAUUUGACCUUCCAGCUAUAUUCGACAUCUCUACAGAUGGAACCGUUGAAAAUUACACAGUGACAGUAACAAAUACAGAUAAUGGUGAUACAACUAUUUAUUUUAAUUCUUCAUCACCUGUCACUUUUAAUUGGUCAGAUCCUGGAAACUAUGAUAUAACUAUCUCUGCUAAAAACUUUUAUUCAUCCCAAGAUAAAACAAUUCAAAUUGCUGUCGCUGACAGCCUUACCGGUUUGAUACUGAGUGUACCCAAACAGAAUAAAGUAGAUAAUGAAACUACUAUACAAGUUAGUCUACCAACCAUUUCAAGCUCAACAUGUUUAGUUCUUGAUCUAGGUGAUGAAACACCUGCUUAUGUAUAUGGUGCUUCUGUAGCAUGUCCGGAAGAAUAUAAAACUAUGGCCAAGGAUUCUGUUCUAAACGAAAUGUCUUGGACCCACAACUUCGCUACACCAGGAACUUACAAAGUCAGUGUUCUUGCUGCAGACAUCUUUGGAAAUUUCACUUCUGAGAAAUUAAUUGUCAUUUCUGAUGUGCAAUGUGAACCUCCACAUAUAGUUAUACGAGAAGUUAGUUAUAACUUUAUGGAACCUUUAGUAGUUAAAAGAAAUAAAUUGGUACGAUUCCUGACAAAGACGACAAUAAGUUGCAAACACACUUUGAAGAAUAUCAAGUUAUGGUCUAUAAUACCUGCAGAUCCUAACAGUGGAGAAGAGAUAGGUGAACCAGUUACUCUGCUUGACAAUCCUUCAAUAAACUUUGCAGAAUUGGCAAUAGAACCAAGUAUAUUAGAAACAGGAUUUUAUAAAGUAAUUUAUAAUGUAAAAAUGGACCCAACUGAAUUUCCAAAUCAGGAAGUCUUUCAGACAAAGGUUUCCACAUAUUUGAAGAUAAUAAGUUCUGACCUAGUUAUUAUGAUUGAAAAUGGUGGAGCAUCAGAAAGAUUGUGGGGUAUCAAUACAAUAUUAACACUUUCACCAGAAAAAUAUUCUUAUGAUCCAGAUGUUCCAAGAGAUGGCAAUCAGGGAUUUACAAAUUUCAUAUGGUAUUGUAGUGGAUACAAACAGAAAUAUGAAAUUACUGAAGAUGAAGGGACUGUUGGCCCUCCAAGUUUGUCUUCUGAUAAAGGUGGAUGUUUUGGUAAUGGUCCUGGAAAACUUAGCUUUACUGCAGGAAGCAUAUCGUUUAAUACUCAAUGGAUGAAAAUAAAUGAAUCAUAUGACUUCUUAGUGAUAGCUGAAAAAGGAGACAGGAAAGCAAAUGCUACACUACGAGUGAAAAUAGUGGAUGGGAUACCAGGUUUGGCAAUGAUUGAGUGUUCUCCAGGUCUUUGUACGCAAGCAUCAACUGGUCAAGUCGUCAAUCCAUCAGCAAGAAUUGGACUUACAGCCUAUUGUACAGAAGGUUGCCAAACUGAUGAGAAAAGCUAUGAGUAUACUUGGGAAUUAUUUUACUAUGAAUAUCGAUGGGACUGGCGCAAGAUUAAGAAUAUGUCAGAAUAUGUAGCAGAUAGCGAUAAAAAGUAUUUAGUUGUCUCCAAAUCAAUCUUUGAAGACUUUCAAAAUGUUGAAAAAUUUCGUGCCAAAGUUACAAUCAUUGAUGGUCUCACCAGAGCUGAAACUGCUAUAAAUAUUUUGGUCAACAAAGCACCACGUAAUGGUAGUUGUACAAUCUCACCUGAUAGUGGGGAAACUGGACAAACAGUCUUUAACCUUAGCUGUUUCAACUGGGAAGAUGAUCAGAAAAUUGAACAGUAUAUGUUCUAUGCUAAAUACAAAGACAGCAGUUUACUGAACCAGAUUGCUUUCGGUAUUGACAGCACCCUUAAUGUGUUUAUGCCACUUGGUCCUGACUAUGAUAAUUAUAAAAUGGAAGUUUUUGGCAAAGUGUUCGACCCAUUGGGAGCCUAUACAAUAUAUCCUAUGGGCACAGUAACAGUUCUACCAAUGUCUGAAGAAAAGCUACAAGGUCUUCUAGAUGAAUUAAAUAAUGGAUCAAUGGCAGAUUUGGAUCAGGUGGCAGCAAAUGGCGACAUACAGGAAACCAACACACUCUUCACCACAUUGGCAUCAGCAUUGAACAGCGCUAGUAAGAAAGUUGACAAAGAAACAUAUGCCAACAACAGUGAAAGAGCAUCAACAGGAUAUGGCCGAGAUUAUGACCAUAGAGUUCCAGUGGAAACACCAGUGUUAUCUGGUGCUGAAGUGCAAGAACUACAAGCCAGCAAGUUUGACAGUAAAAUAGAACAAGACCGAUCCCUUCGAGCCAAAGGACGAGCAAAAAUGGCAGAGGCACUGAACACUAUUACCGUCUCGACUAUAUCCGGCAUACAGUUGACAUCAAGUACGUUGUCUGCUGUAUGUAAAUACACAGAAGAAUGUGGGAGAGAGGCUCAGAAAGCUGUUAUAACGAAUAUUGAAAAGAUGUCUGACACUUUCAAAAAACUUGGCCGAGGUACUCCAAAAGAAGAAUUAGCUGUUGCAGGAGAAUCCUUAAUGGCUACUAUCGGACAGGCUCUAGAGUCCGUGAAUUCUCACAUCACCAAUCCUAUUAUUUCUGACAUGGAAUCUGUUGCUGAGUUUAUGGUGUAUGAUACUGAUUUAGACAGUGAACAAGAAACAAUUUCAUCUCAAGAUCCAGAAAGAGGAUUGGAUGAAUUGAAAUACGUAGCUAAUAAAGACUUGCAAACAAAAGAAGCGGUGAAAGAAAGUAAAAAACUUCGAGAUUCUAUGAAAACCAUUACAAAGACACUAUCAACAGCUCUGGUUCCAGGAGAUGAGCCUUUAAACAUGUUUACACCUAAAAUGGACAUUUCAAUAUCAAAAUCUUCUGCAAAGUCUUUGAGCGAUACGAAAUUUGGAGAAGGCAGAGGGGCAUUCAAUCUCCCUGAUUGGUGUAAGAUGAAAACAGACUGUGACCCAGAUGACAUUGUUUCACUUGAAGUUAUGGCAACACCGGGUAAUAUAUACAGUUUUGCUAAAAAUAAGGCAGCAUCUGAUGUUUCUGGAACCAUGUCCAUAAAUUUCAUGACUGAUGAUAACAACGAUAUUCCCAUAGCCAACGCAUCAGAACCUAUUGAAAUUAUUAUUCCCAGAGAAAAGACAUUUAAAGCAAAAGCACCAGAUUUCGUCAACCCAGUUUUGGUGAAAAAUGAAACAUUGUUUUACCAUACUUUUUGGGCAAACAACACAAACUCAUCACUUCAUAUUGAAAUAAGACCUGAUAAUGCAACUGUGCAACUCUUGGUAUUUGUGUAUUUUAAUAAUACACCCAACAGCACUGUGCAAAGUUGGGAGCAUUUCCAGAUGAUUCCUUCCAGUAUGGAGCAGGCUGAAAAUUACACAGACGGAAGCUGGCCAAAUCCAUACAUGUUAUUUGUCAGUGAUAAGAUCGUUGGCAAUUAUACUGGUCGAAUCACUUUGGGAGUUAGACAAUUAGAAGCUGAUGAAAUGGACUUAUACGACUCAAAUGCAACCAUACCUGAUUUUAAGCCCCACACAGGUCAAUUUACAACCAAUUACACCUUACGGACAUUCACAUCUGGAUGUCUGUAUUUCAGUGAAACUAAAACAGAUUGGGUUACUGAUGGAUGUUAUGUUGGUCAUAAGACUAAUCUGACACAGACACAAUGUUUCUGUAAUCACAUGACUGCAUUCUCAGCUGGAUUGGUCGUUGCACCAAAUGCAAUUGACUGGGAUCGUGUCCUGAACAAUGCUAGCUUUGCAGAGAACCCAACACUAUAUAUUACACAGAUCAUCAUUCUUCUUGUCUACCUAGGCUUUGCCGGGUGGUCCUUCUGGCAAGACAAAAAGGAUACAGAAAAGCUUGGAUUAACACCAUUGAAAGACAACAACCCAAAUGAUAAAUAUUACUAUGAAAUCAUAGUUGCCACUGGAAUGGGCAAAGAUUCUGGAACAACAUCAAAAGUGUAUUUUAUCCUAUCUGGAGAAUAUGAUGAAACAGAAGCAAGGUCAUUAACAGACGAUAAGAGACAGAUUCUCCAACGUGGAUCAGUUGAUGGUUUUCUGAUGGCAGUACGAAGACCACUUGGAGCACUGAGCUAUGCACGUAUAUGGCAUGACAAUUCUGGAAAAGGAAAAUUUGGCUCAUGGUAUCUUAAACAUUUCUUGGUACGAGAUCUUCAAACUGGAAUGAAGUAUCAUUUUAUAGCAAACAAAUGGCUUGCUGUGGAAGAGGAUGAUGGACAGGUCGACCGGAUUAUUCCUGUUGCUGGAAAAGAACAACUGUUGAAUUUCUCACACAUGUUUGCAAAGCGAGCCCAGAAGAAUUUGGGAGAUGGACAUCUUUGGUUCUCUGUCAUUGGACGACCCCCUGGCAGUCCAUUUACCCGUCUCCAACGUGUAUCCUGCUGCCUUUGUCUACUAUUCACAUCAAUGUUUGCCAAUGCUUUAUACUAUGGCAAAGAGUCUGGUGGUGGAGGAGGUUUCUCCUUUGGUCCUUUCUCAAUGUCUAUAGAAACGAUAUCUAUGGGAUUCGUGAGCAACUUAAUUGUACUUCCGGUGAACUUAAUAAUCGUAACUUUGUUCCGUAAAUCAAAACCCCGAAAGGAAAAACCAUCCCGAAUAGAGCAAGCCUUAAAAGAAAGUAAUGAAACACCCACAGUAACAUCAGUAAAUGAUGUUCAACCUCUUGUAAUGACUGGUUGGGAUGACAUGUCCAGAAGUCAAGCAAAUCUAAUUGGUUCAGAUAAAGAUUUGAGCCGACCAGGAACAUCUAUGUCAAGACCAAAUACUCCAGCAGUUCGGAAAAAAGCAGGUGGCAAUGAUGACAAGAAAAAUAAAAAGAAGUUCAUGUUUCCUUGGUGGUGUCGAAUCAUCUCUUGGAUUCUUUUGUGGCUCACAGUUGCUGGCAGUUGCGCUGGUGUCACAUUUUAUGGAAUCACUUUCGGAAAUGAGAAAUGUACCAAAUGGAUAUCAUCCAUGUUGAUAUCUUUCUUCUCUUCAGUAUUCAUUACAGAACCAAUAAAAGUCUUUGGCAUGGCAAUUCUGUUGUCAUUAAUCUUGAAAAAACCUGCUGAAGAAGAGGAAGAAGGAGAAGAUGAAACACUAGAAAUGGGAGAAGAUGAGGAAUUUUUGCAUUCAGCAAAUGGGUUUGGUGCUGCAAAACCAAAGAAGACUGCUUAUAAACCACCAGACCAAGAAGCCCUUGGAAAGAUGCGAGAACAACGUCUGAAAGAGAUCAAGAUGUGGGAAGUUAUUAAGGAAAUUAUAUUCUAUGCUUUCUUCUUGUGGAUUCUUAUGGUAAUUAGUUACCGUAACAGAAGUCCUUGGGCAUAUAGAACUAAAUAUGCUUUGGAGAAUAUCCUUGUCCAUACUGGUAAUGAUUUUAGUGAAAUUACCAAUACUCAGGCUUUUUGGAAAUGGGCCAAGAAUGACCUUGUUGAUGGUCUCCGGGCCACUAAAUACUACAACGGUGCACCACCUCUUAUGUUGCGUGGCUAUAUGAGUGAUAAAACAUCAAGGAUUAUGGGAUAUGCAGUCAUGAGACAACUCAGAGCCACCACAAAACAGUGUAAAAUUGCCAAGCAGUUUGAAUCACUUGGUUUAGACUGUCAUAAAGAGUAUUCACUCUUUAAUGAAGACAAAGAAAUGUAUGGAAAAGGUUGGGAUACACCAAGUUUCAACAGCACAUACAGUAAUUUGGCUGAUGAAUUUCAGUACCAAGAUUCCUCAAAACUAGAUGGUUAUCCAUUCUAUGGUAGUUUAAAUAUGUAUGGUGGAGGAGGUUAUGUAGCCAGACUGAAAGGUAGCAAGACAAAACUUACAACCAUGAUGGAGAGAUUACAAAACACCAGUUGGAUUGAUAAAUUAACCAGAGCCGUUUUCGUUGAAUUCACAAUAUAUAACCCUCAAGUGAACUUAUUCACAGUUUGUACUUUAUUAGCUGAAUUCACUAGAAUAGGGGGCGUUGUAACAUCAUAUCGGUUUGAACCAUGUAUGCUGCUACCAUAUAUGACACAGGCUGCUCUUUUCCAGACACUCUGUGACGUUAUUUUUGUCCUUUUCCUUAUAUAUUUCCUGAUAAAAGAAGUGAAACUUCUCCUCAAGUUACGUAGGAAGUACUUAAAAGAGUUUUGGAACCUUGUAGAGCUUGGAAUUGUAAGCUUGUCCAUUGCAGGAAUGUUUAUAUUUAUAUAUAAACUACUUGAGACAACACGUCUUACCGAUUUGUUUAGAAAAACCCAAGGUAACAAGUACAUGAAAUUUCAGUAUGUAGCCUUCUGGAACGAGAUGUUUUGUAUUAUAGUUGGUUGGUUGGUCUUCCUUGCAACUCUUAAAUUCAUGAAGCUACUUCGCUUCAACAAACGAAUGUCCAUGCUGUCAUCAACACUAACAAACAGUGCACCGAGUCUUUUGAAUUUCAGUCUGGUGUUUUGGAUUUUCUUCUUGUCAUUUGUACAAGUAUUCUAUUUAUUGUUUUUCCGAGAGAUGAGUGAUUUUGCAAACUUCAUCACAGCAGCAGAAACUGGAUUUCUAAUGAUGAUGGGAAAGUUUGACUUCCAUAUGAUGAAGCUUAUCCAGCCAAUUCUCUGUCCUCUGAUAUUUGCUAUGUUCGUUGUAACAAUCACAUUCAUCUUAUUAAAUAUGUUCCUUUCAAUUCUAAAUGAAGCAUUUGCCUCUGUUAAAGAAGAUCUUGACAAACAAAGCAAUGAGUAUGAAAUAGUAAACUUCAUGGUGGGUCGUUUCAAAACAUGGACCGGCAUUGGUAUGUCUGGAGCUGUGUCUCCUGAAGAACAAAACUGUAAAAAAUCAAUAUCAGGAAACAAAGAUGGUCCUGAUGGACAAAUUGAACAAUUUCCAGAUAAGGUUGACCAGCUUUUGAAUUCUAUCUCCCAAGUUUACAUGGAAAAGGAUACAUUAGAAGCAUUCUUUGAUGACAGAAAUGAAGCUGGAAAGAGAGCAUUAAAGAAAAUCCUGAAACAAAGCCAGACAAGCAGUGCCUACCAUGCAUUUCCAAAUGAUGACUAUGGAUUACCAAAAGUACAGACAAACUAACCAUAUAUUUAAAUAAAAGUAGCAAUAUUUACUGCAAACCAAAGACUCUUGAGUUGUUUGUACAUUUAAAUUGUCCAAACCAUUCUAAUUAGUACUACAAUUACAUAGUCUGUAAUUAGAAAAGUAGCAUUUCAGUCAAUGCCAGAGGCUUGUGAAUGGUAUUUUAUUUGGCAAACUGCAAUUGUUGCAUUUACACUCAAUUAAGGUCAAAUUCAAGAGAAAGACUACACUUUAAAUAUUCCCAAAUUCUACUGACAAAAAUCACAAUAGUGAAAGACUUAUCUGUACAUAAUAAUGUGUCAUUUAAAUAUAUCAACACACUGACUAUAUAAAAUAUCUUUACAGAUACAAAAUAGAAAGAAUGAAUCAAAUAUAAUUUGAAUGUUAACUGUAUAAUAAAUAAUUAAAAAAAAAUUGUUAUAUAUAACCUUGAUUUACAUUUCUGGAACGUAAUUUUGCUUUGAUUACUAGUUUGAUUAAAGAAGUAUUUCAAAGAUUUUAUUCUUUUACUGACUUUUGUUCUCUUAACUAUAAUUUUUUGUUUCAUUUUAAGUGUCCUUAAAGUUUUCUCAUUCAGUUAAAGAAACAUUUCAUGUACAUAUAUAUAUAUAUAUAUAUAUAUAUACAUGCUAUAUGAAUUGUUGCAUAUAGAAAACACAAAUUACUUUCACAAAUUACACAGACCAACAAUAGUAACAAACCGUAAGCUAAUUUCAGCAGUGUUCUCAUAUACAGGUUUAAACAAUUUAUAUGUCAACAACAAAAUCAUGAUCGUAAAACAUCACAUAGUUCUAUCAAGCAAUGUACUAUAGCAAUAAAUAUGCAAAUAUAAUUUUG
Octopus sinensis (East Asian common octopus) is the source of this 11421-nucleotide messenger RNA. RefSeq names its product polycystin-1-like. Gene Ontology annotation, cellular component: membrane. The record is from RefSeq and is a predicted model, not a curated record. Bases 112 to 10584 code for a protein of 3490 amino acids. Gene Ontology annotation, biological process: detection of mechanical stimulus. NCBI's taxonomy places the organism in Eukaryota, Metazoa, Mollusca, Cephalopoda, Octopoda, Octopodidae. Gene Ontology annotation, molecular function: calcium ion binding; calcium channel activity; protein binding. The transcript is spliced from 38 exons.